Molecule: messenger RNA, 1281 nt
Organism: Fonsecaea nubica
Lineage: Eukaryota; Fungi; Ascomycota; Eurotiomycetes; Chaetothyriales; Herpotrichiellaceae
Exons: 1
Coding region: 1-1281 (426 amino acids)
Source: RefSeq, a predicted model, not a curated record
AUGAUCCGGAUCAGGCAUGCUGUUAUCUGCCUGGUUUUCGCGACCUUUGUUACUCUGGGCCUCUACUAUGGGUCGGUGAGUGGCUCCAUCACCGUCAAGUCUUUACAGUCCAAAGUCCCGCAGAUUGUUGGACUUGGAGACUAUUUUGACUCGGACAAUUCGGAUGUCCAGAACCAGAGUCAACCGGCUUCCACCCCUGGAGAUGGCUCCGGGGCCUCGAAUGCUACAAGCGGGUCGUUAGCGACCACGGCCCCUACAGGUGGUUCUUCGGGAUCGAGAUAUACACGAAGUCUGGUCAUGGCUCGACUGAAGGAGGAAAGCGUUACGUGGCUUGACGGCGUCGACCUCGGUGCCGACAUCAAAAAGUUCAUCUAUAUCGCUGACGAUCCCACUGCGCCCUUGCAUCCACCCAAGAACAAGGGUCAUGAAGUCAUGACUUAUCUCACCUACAUAAUCGAAUUUUAUGACCAACUACCCGAUGUCAGCAUCUUCAUGCAUGCCCACCAAGACGCAUGGCACAACAACGAACUGCUGAACUGGGACGCCGCCGAAAUGAUCAAACGGCUGAGUAGCGAGAGAGUCCAGCGUCAAGGCUACAUGAACAUGAGAUGCCAUUGGAAGCCCGGAUGCCCGGACUGGAUCCAUCCAGGUCAGAUACAGAGGGACAAGGACAAACUGGAACAAUCAUACAUGGCAUCAACCUGGGCAGAGUUGUUCGUAGACAAGCCUAUCCCUGCCGUCCUGGCUCAGCCGUGUUGCUCCCAGUUUGCGGUGAGUCGCAAUCAGAUAAGGUUGACACCGAGGGAGACAUACCGACACUACCGAGACUGGCUGCUGCGCUCAGAAAUAUCGGACGUCACCAGCGGUAGAAUCUUUGAGUAUAUCUGGCAGGUCAUCUUCGCGAAUGAGAGCGUGUUCUGCCCGAGCCAACGGGCAUGCUACUGUGAUGGAUACGGUGUCUGCUUCGAGACCGACAAGACAUUCGACAAGUGGUUCGAACUGAGGUACGAGAGGCAGAUGGCCGAGAAGGAGUUGCGUGAGUGGGAAGAAAAAGCCGAGGCGAUCGAAAAGUUCCGGGACAAGGAUGGCAGACUGCCUGGCAUCGAAGCCGGGGAGCUUCAGGUGCCAGAGAUUGGACGGAAAGAACAGCUCGAGGCCUCGAUUGAGGAGAAGAAGGCGGAGCUGGAACGGAGGAGAUUGGAAGCCUUGGAGAGAGGGAGGGACCCAAGGAUCAGAGCAGAGAGUGACGGACGGCCCUGGAAAGAGGGAGAUGGGUUCUAG